Prunus avium (sweet cherry) is the source of this 1454-nucleotide messenger RNA. RefSeq names its product carbonic anhydrase 2 (gene CA2). The record is from RefSeq and is a predicted model, not a curated record. Gene Ontology annotation, biological process: carbon utilization. Gene Ontology annotation, molecular function: carbonate dehydratase activity; zinc ion binding. Lineage: Eukaryota; Viridiplantae; Streptophyta; Magnoliopsida; Rosales; Rosaceae.
CUUGUGUUGUGUGGCGACAGGCGGAGGAUGGAGAGAGAAUGGAGAGAUAUGCAUGGGUGCAUCUCCAACGUCCAAACCUCAUCCUUGAAGAUUAGAAGCUCCCGUUUACUUGGCUUUCGCUAUCACAAUUCAAAUGCAGAGAUAGCUAGCUAGGCCCCUUGGGUGGAUAUAUCAUAUUCAUAUAGAGGAGGAGGUGGUAGGUUGGUGAGGUGUAUAAAGGCAGGAAGGUCCAGGGUUCGUUGCCCACCAUGUCUUCAGCUUCGCUAGUUAAGAGCUUCAAACUCACCUCUUCUUCCUCCUCCUCACCCUUCUCUCCUGCUACCAGCAGGAAACCUAGUCCUUGCAGUGUUUCUGCCAGGCUCACUACUUCUCCUGCUUCUCGAUCUCCUCCCCCUAACCUCAUCCAAAACAAGCCUGUUGUCUCUGUUCCUGCUCUCACUCGGAAGGAAGAAAUGGGAAAGGAAUAUGAAGAGGCCAUUGCAUCUCUCCAGAAACUUCUCAGUGAGAAGGCAGAGCUGAAAGCUGAAGCAGCAUCCAAGGUGGAGCAGAUAACAGCCCAAUUGCAGACAGUCGAUGGCAGCAGCACCAAGACUUAUGAUGCCGUCGAGAGACUCAAGAGCGGCUUCAUUCACUUCAAGAAAGAGAAAUAUGACACCAACCCAGCUCUGUUCAAUGAACUUGCCACAGGCCAAUGGCCCAAGUUUAUGUUGUUUGCAUGCUCGGAUUCCCGGGUUUGCCCAUCACAUGUUCUGGAUAUCCAGCCAGGGGAGGCUUUUGUGGUCCGCACAGUUGCUAAUUUGGUCCCACCCUUCGAUAAGACUAGAUACUCUGGGACUGGGGCGGCCGUUGAGUAUGCUGUUUUGCAUCUUAAGGUUCAAUACAUUGUGGUGAUUGGGCACAGCGCUUGUGGUGGGAUUAAGGGACUCUUGUCCAUCCCAGAAGAUGGAAAAACCUCCACUGACUUCAUAGAAGACUGGGUGAGCAUCGCCUCCCCUGCAGCGAAGAAGGUGAAGGCAGACCAUGGCGCUGAUGCUCCCUUCGCUGAAUUAUGCGCCCAUUGUGAAAAGGAGGCGGUGAAUGUGUCUAUUGGGAAUCUGCUGAGCUAUCCAUUUGUGAGAGAUGGUUUGCUGAAGAAAACUCUGGCAAUCAAGGGAGGCUACUACGACUUUGUCAAGGGAGGUUUUGAGUUGUGGGAUGUUGACUUUAGCUUCUCUCCCUCUCUCUCCGUAAAAGAGGUGGCCACCGUACUGCAGUGGAAGCUCUAGGGGCAUCACCACCAAUUCCAUUCCAUGGGUUAGAGAGAGAGAAAGAGAGAGCCUUAGAGAUGAUGAUCGUUGCAAACAUGCGGCUCCAUCUCCUCAUCAUAUGAAUCUAAUUACGCAUAUAUGAUGACGUGAAUUGGGUUAUGUAGACCAACAAUUCAAGCCAUCUUUCUUUUAUCUAAAGUUUGGGUU